Molecule: messenger RNA, 1196 nt
Organism: Oppiella nova
Lineage: Eukaryota; Metazoa; Arthropoda; Arachnida; Sarcoptiformes; Oppiidae
Source: the annotation of a GenBank genome assembly
CUGGAUAAGACGCUGUACUUUUUCAUAGCCGGCAGGUAUGAGUUCAGCAAUAAAGGCGCCGACAUUUUCAUCGAGUCGUUGGCCCGACUUAACCACUAUUUGAAGUCGACCGGAAGUGAGGUGACUGUAGUGGCGUUCCUCAUAUUCCCGGGCCGUACCAACAACUUCAAUGUGGACUCAUUGAGAGGUCAGGCCAUUGCCAAACAGCUCCGGGACACCAUCGACGACGUCCAGUCAAGUAUUGGCAAACGACUGUUUGAACAGUGCUUAGGCGGUAAAAUCCCAGAAAGCAGUUCACUGCUAGAGGCGGACGAUAUCGUGAAACUGAAGCGCUGUAUAUAUGCGGCUCAACGGACAUCACUGCCCCCUAUAAUCACGCAUAACAUGGCCGACGACUCGACGGACCCCAUACUGGCAUCCCUGCGCCGCUGCCAACUGUUCAACAGCCGGGACGAUCGUGUCAAGGUCAUCUUUCACCCGGAGUUCCUCUCAUCUACCAGUCCGCUCAUACCUAUCGACUACGAGGACUUUGUGCGCGGAUGUCAUUUAGGAAUAUUUCCCUCGUAUUACGAGCCCUGGGGCUACACCCCCGCCGAGUGCACAGUGAUGGGCAUACCCUCCCUCACGUCCAACCUGUCGGGCUUCGGCUGUUUCAUUCAGGAACACGUGGCCGACCCCAUGAGUUACGGCAUCUAUAUUGUCGACCGGAGAUAUAAGAGUGCUGAGGAGAGUGUGCAACAGUUGGCGCAAUACAUGUAUGACUUCGCGUGUCUGUCCCGUCGACAGCGUAUUAUUCAACGCAAUCGUACGGAACGACUGUCCGAUUUGCUCGACUGGAAGAACUUGGGGAUCUAUUACCGAAAGGCGCGUCAGUUAGCCCUCCAUAGGCUGCACCCGGAGGUGAUGGCCGAGGAUCUCGAGUCAGUGCGGGUGCGAUACCCGCGACCCUUCAGCGAACCGCCCACACCGUCGACCAGUAGGGGUGCGUCGCCCACCUCUAGCCGUGCGACCAGUGAUGACGAGGACGACGAUGAGGACGAUAAGGACAGGGAGGCCGUGGAGUCCGAUGGGAACGAUUCGGACGUCGAGCGACAAAUUCUGGCCACACCUGAAAACCCGUGAUUUUUUAGUGCCAUUAGGUUUACGCGUAUUUGUGUCGACCCUAGUGUGCAAUUGGUUUUACAAAUAUUUUGGGA